Molecule: messenger RNA, 2157 nt
Organism: Engraulis encrasicolus (European anchovy)
Lineage: Eukaryota; Metazoa; Chordata; Actinopteri; Clupeiformes; Engraulidae
Gene: xkr6b
Product: XK, Kell blood group complex subunit-related family, member 6b
Exons: 4
Coding region: 1-1773 (590 amino acids)
Biological process (GO): engulfment of apoptotic cell; phosphatidylserine exposure on apoptotic cell surface; apoptotic process involved in development
Cellular component (GO): plasma membrane
Source: RefSeq, a predicted model, not a curated record
AUGGCAGCGAAGUCUGAUGGUCGGGGGGUCGUCAGCGGUUUCGCCCAGCUGCACAACCUGGACGAGGCGGCGGGCGCCGGCGAGGAAGACCCGAGGGAGGGCAGCUCCUUCCACAUCUGCCACUGCUGCAACACCUCGUCGUGCUAUUGGGGCUGUCGGAGCGCCUGCCUGCAUUACCUCCUGGGCAAGGGGAGAGACGCCAGGCUGCCACCCCAUGAGGAGCGUCUGUGGCUGGACUGCCUGUGGAUCGUCUUGGCCCUGCUGGUCUUCUUCUGGGACGUGGGCACAGACUUGUGGCUGGCCGUCGACUACUACGCCAAGGAGGACUACCUCUGGUCCGGCCUGACACUGUUCUUUGUGCUGGUGCCUUCGGUGCUCGUCCAGAUGCUGAGCUUCAGGUGGUUCGUGCAGGAUUACACCGGGGGAGGACUGAGCACCGUGGAGGGGCUGAGUAGCCGCGGGGCAGCGGCGGGUCUCAACUCUAUGGGGAUCCCGGAGCAGAACAAGUGCUGCUACGUCCAGGUCUGGGUCUGGCAGACUGUCGUCCAUAUUCUUCAAAUGGGACAGGUCUGGAGGUACAUCCGCACCAUGUACCUGGGCAUCCAGAGCCGCCGUCAGAAGGAGAACCAACGCCGCUUCUACUGGGCCAUGAUGUACGAGUACGCCGAUGUGAACAUGCUGCGGCUCCUGGAGACCUUCCUGGAGAGUGCUCCUCAACUGGUGCUGCAGCUCUGCAUUAUGAUCCAGAAGAACCGCGCAGAGAGACUACAGUGCGUGUCGGCCAUGGCCUCGCUGCUGUCUCUGUCCUGGGCGCUGGCCUCCUACCACAAGCUGCUGCGUGACUCCCGCGAUGACCAGCGCAGCAUGAGCUACCGGGGCGCGCUGGUGCACCUGCUGUGGCGCGCCUUCACCCUCUCGUCGCGGGCGUUGGCCUUUGCCCUCUUCGCCUCCGUGUUCCACCUGCACUUUGCCGUCUUCUUGGUGCUGCACUGGUGUGCCAUGGCCUUCUGGGUGGUGCACGGUGGCACUGACUUCUGCAUGUCCAGGUGGGAGGAGGUGGCCUUCAACAUGCUGGUGGGCGUGGUGCACCUCUUCUGCUGGUUCAACGUCAAGGAGGGCCGCAGCCGCUACCGCAUGCUGGCCUACUACGUCCUGGUGCUGGCCGAGAACGUGCUGCUGACGUCCUGCUGGUACGCCUACCGCGAGCCCGGCGCCUCGGACGCCUACGCCGCCUCGGCCUUCCUGGGCGUCCUGCUGAGCUUCGCGGCGGGCAUGGCCUUCAUGGUGCUCUACUACGGCGUGCUGCACCCCAUGGGGCCGCGCCUCCGCGUGCUGGCCAGCUCCUGCUGCGCCGAGCUGCUGUGGGGUCUGCCGCUGCCUCCCGAGGCCGAGCCCAUGGCCCCCACGCCCCACGGGCCGCGCGGCUCCCAGGCCACCCCCACGCGCGGCAUGGCGUCCUCCACUCCAGCGGGGGAGUACUACGGCGAGGCGGAGGACAUGGAUGACGUGGCCACGGACACCUGCCUGCCCGUGUUCCAGGUGCGCUCCACGGAGCCCGUGGACGCGGCGGGGAGGCCCCUGAGGCCCGAGGGGCCCCUGAUCAAGAUCGACAUGCCGCGUAAACGCUACCCGGCCUGGGACGCGCACUUUGUGGACCGCCGGCUCCGCAGGACCAUAAGCAUCCUGCAGUACAUCAGCCCCGACGCCGUGGGCAUCCGCUACAGGGACGGACCCUUGCUCUACGAGCUGCUCCAGUACGAGUCUUCGCUCUGAAGGCACUCGUCCACUUUCACUCAUAAUCCCCAUCCUCCGCAUUCCAUUCCCUCUGUUCCACUGUCCCUCUCCCUCUCUUUCUUGUUUUUCAUACUCCCUUUCCCUUCUCCUUCUUUCUGUCUCCUUGUGUUUUUUCUCCACCUUUACCUCUCUUGUACUGUACCUCAGACUAUCAAUGUUGUUUGUUCUCUGUUCCCUGUUGUCCUUCUAUUCUACCUGAUCUUCUUUGUUCGUUUGGUGCUCCCCCCCCCACACACACACCUUUUCAGUUACUGUGUAUUUUUAUUUGUUUUCCCAACAGCUGAAAAUAAGUGUACAUGGUUUCGAGAGUUAUUUUAAAAAUGUUUAUUUUGUAAAAAAAAAAAAAAGAAAGAAAAGAAAGAG